GUCACCAAAGUGUCACAAGCAAAAAUAUUCCGCAUGUCACAUUCUGAUUUCUUAUUCAUGUUUAAAUUUUUCUUCUGGAUGAAUCCCCAUGGUUCUAGAAGUUGCACGAUCGAUAAAUCGAUGAAUAAAAUUGAUUACUUAUUCAUGUGAAAAUUUAAAUUAGGGCUCGGGGUUUCAGUGCGAGUGUCUUGUUGUGUUCAUGCAGUAGUGUGGAUUAGACGUGUUUUAUUUUCAAUUAUUGGUGUUGAAAAAUUAUAAGAUAAUGGCUAACAAUUCGGGGAACCCGGUGGCAGGAGCUCUGACUUAUCCAGACAUGAGUGAUGACAAUGAAGAUCAACCUCCCCCAAUUCAGCCUCGGCAGCCGAAUAACUUGCAGGGUCUCCUACGCUUUGCCAUGGAGGCUACAAAAGGCGAAGAUGCUCCCGGCGCAUCUGAAUUCCAUCCCAUAGAUUUUGAGAGAAGGACAUUUUUGGAGGAUGCUUUGAGAAGCCUGACAGUAGAUGUAGCGAAGGUACUAGUGGAUGCUGUCAAAGUUCUGUCAGAUGCUGAGAAGAUGAACAGCAUCCAGCUUGGUCAAGAACUUCCAGAUGAUGUUGCUGCAGCUUUCUUCAACAUUCAGGAGUUUAUUAGUGAUAUUGAUGUGGCUAAUGAUUUCCACAAGAUCGGAGGGUUCUCAAUAUUUCCCAUCUGCUUGGGGAGCGAGAAUGCUCGAGUCCGAGUGGAGGCAGCAACUAUCUUGGCGGAGACUUGCCAGAACAACCCGUAUGGGCAGGCUCGUGCGCUGGACGCCGGCCUGCUACAAGUGCUGCUGCAGCUCGCAAAUACUGAGGAAGGAAACUUCCUUGUUACAUGUUUAUAUGCUAUCUCUAGCGUGUGCCGCGGCCACGGGCCCGCGUGCGACGAGCUGUUCUCCAGCGGCGGCGGCGCGCUGCUGUCGGAGCUGGUGCGCAACCCCAACAUCCGCGUGCGCACGAAGGCCGCCUUCCUCAUCUCCUUCCUCGUCAUCAACCAUGCCCCCGCUAAAGAGAUCUUUUUGGAGAACAACGUUAUUGGUAACAUAGCGACGUCGCUCGACAGGGGAUUGGACGGCAGCACGUCCUGUACCCUGCACGCGCUGCACGCUAUACUGAAUGGGGAAGAAAUACCCCCUCAAGUGCGCGACCCGAACAUCAAACUGAAGAAGGUUCUAGAAAAAAUGGAAAAUACUAAAGAGAUACAAUAUGCCGAAUACACGGAUGAAAGGAAAGUCUUGAAAAAUAUUAUGAAAAUUUUAAGGGAUGUUCCAGAAAUUGAAGUUCCCAACGAUGAGGAGGCAGAUAGAUAAAUAGGGUGCAUGGAUGGAUGCCUAAUGGAUGGAUGGAUUGAAUGGAACGGAACGGUUGAAUGAAACUGGAGUGUUCGGAGAAAUUUCGUAAUAAAAUGUAUGACUGGAUGUAUUUUGCAGCGAAUUUGUUCCAUGUGUAAAUGAUUCUUUACAUUGAUAUUAAUGUAAGCAUUUUUGACAACAAAAUAAAACUUUCUUUAUAUUUUAA
Papilio polytes (common Mormon) is the source of this 1532-nucleotide messenger RNA. Its product is annotated as hsp70-binding protein 1-like. The record is from RefSeq and is a predicted model, not a curated record. The transcript has 6 exons. The coding region runs from base 263 to 1324 and encodes 353 amino acids. Lineage: Eukaryota; Metazoa; Arthropoda; Insecta; Lepidoptera; Papilionidae.